AUGCACGCGGCGGACUUUGCCGCGUGCGCGCUGCUGUCGGCCAUCAUCGCGGUGUCGCUGCUGUCCAACCUGGCCGUGCUGAUCUGCUUCCUCUACAACCCGGAGAUCCGCAAGCAAGUCCCGGCUCUUUUCAUCCUCAACUUGAGCCUGUGCAACCUGCUGCAGUGCGUGUGCAACAUGCCGCUCACCCUGGCGGGGUUCCUGGCGGCGGGGCACCACCGCAACCCCGCGGGCGGCGGCGGAGGAGGAGGCGCGUUAAUGUGUCAGAUUGUCGGUUUCCUGGACACCUUCCUCACCGCCAACUCCAUGCUGACCAUGGCGGCGCUCAGCAUCGACCGGUGGGUGGCGGUGGUCUUCCCGCUCAGCUACCACUCCAGGGUGCGGCACCGGGACGCGGUGGUGGCGCUGGGCUACACCUGGGCGCACUCGCUGUGUUUCUCCACCGCCGCCUCAUGCCGCUCCUGGGUGGGCUACCACCCGCUUUACGCGUCGUGCACCCUGCGGGGGGUCCGCGCCAAGGCGGGCGGGCUGCACUUCGCCGUCUUCACCGUGGCCCUGCACACCUUCACCUUCCUGCUGGCCCUGCUGGCCAUGUGCGGGACUUACCUGAAGGUGCUGCAGGUGGCCAGGUUCCACUGCCGGCGCAUCGACGUCAUCACCAUGCAGACCUUGCUGCUGCUGGUGGACAUCCACCCCAGCGUGCGGCAAAAGUGUUUGGAGGAACAGAAGCGAAGGAGACAGCGGGCCGGCAACAAGAUCAGCACCUUCAUCGGCACCUUCGUGGUGUGUUUCACCCCCUACGUCGUCACCAGAAUCGUGGAGCUCUUCUCCCCGGAGCCCAUCAACCCUCACUGGGGGGUACUGUCCAAAUGUUUGGUCUACGGCAAAGCCGCCAGCGACCCUUUCGUCUACUCGCUGCUGCGGCAUCAGUACAAGAAGACCUGCAGUCUCCUGGCCCAUAAAGUUCUCCGCAGGAGUCAGCGGGACUCGUUCUCUCCCGGAGCGGAGGGGAACGGCGGGAGAAAUGACGUCCGGCAGUCCGUCGACGCUGCAGAGGGUUUCCAAGCAUCCGGCAACAAACCAUCUCUUGUCCAGUGAGCCAGAAGACGAUGAUUGUGAGUGUCUUGGUCUUUGAGUUAAGGCAUGAUAACUCCCGAUGUUCCUCAUCCACUGUCUGCUCGGAUCGGCACAGUUCCGUGGACUUUACUUCUAGUACCUGGUUAGUCAACGUUCCAGGAAUUGAUUACACAACCCUCUGCUGGUGGAGCAGUGGAGACACCACAGUCACAACUUGGCUGUACCACCCCUGUUUUCUACCCCGGUAAAUGUGGUCUCCUUACAGAGAAAGAACCAAACACCGGCACAGGGUUUGCAGUGGAGAUGGACUAAGAAUCCUCUGGUCCUUGUCCCUGGUCAUGUCUUGUUGCUAGGCAGAGUUCGCAGGGCUCGAGCAUAAGUCAGUCCCUCUAAGAUUCACGCAGAUUCAGCCACAAAUUGGAGCUUUGUCAAAUGCCGGCAAGGUUCCGGCUUUAUUUGGUUAAUCAGCGUUAUUUUCGGCAGUUACAUUUGUCUCGGAGCAGCACAUUAAAAGCGAGAACGGCAACGUGUACUGUAACCACGUAGCAACUACUUCUUGCUCUAACGGCUCAGACCUACUUCCUGUUUCUGUCCACAGCUCUAAGCCUUCUAGGUAGUGUAGUGUAAUGCGAAAAGUUUGGACACACCUUCUCAUUCAAUGGGUUUUCUUUCUUUUCAUGACUAUUUCCAUUGUAGAUAGUCACCUCAAAACUAUGGAUGAACACAUGUUGAGUUAUGUACUUAACAAAAAACGGCGAAACAACUGAAAACAUGUUUUAUAUUCUAUUUUCUUCCAAAUAUCAAUCAAUCAAUCAAUGUUUAUUUAUAUAGCCCCAAAUCACAAAUGUCUCAAAGGACUGCACAAAUCAUUACGACUACAAAAUCCUCGGAAGAACCCACAAAAGGGCAAGGAAAACUCACACCCAGUGGGCAUAGAGAAUUCACAUCCAGUGGGACGCCAGUGACAAUGCUGACUAUGAGAAACCUUGGAGAGGACCUCAGAUGUGGGCAACCCCCCCUCUCUAGGGGACCGAAAGCAAUGGAUGUCGAGCGGGUCUAACAUGAUACUGUGAAAGUUCAAUCCAUAGUGGCUCCAACACAGCCGCGAGAGUUCAGUUCAAGCGGAUCCAAGACAGCAGCGAGAGUCCCGUCCACAGGAAACCAUCUCAAGCGGAUCAGCAGCGUAGAGAUGUCCCCAACCGAUACAGGCGAGCGGUCCAUCCUGGGUCCCGACGAGCGGUCCAUCCUGGGUCUCGACUCUGGACAGCCAGUACUUCAUCCAUGGUCAUUGGACCGGACCCCCUCCACAAGGGAGGGGGGGACAUAGGAGAAAAAAGAAAAGAAGCGGCAGAUCAACUGGUCUAAAAAGGAGGUCUAUUUAAAGGCUAGAGUAUACAGAUGAGUUUUAAGGUGAGACUUAAAUGCUUCUACUGAGGUAGCAUCUCGAACUGUUACCGGGAGGGCAUUCCAGAGUAAAUAGCCACCUCUGAUUACUUUUUCCGCACACUCUUGGCAUUCUCUCCAUGAGCUUCAAGAGGUAGUCACCUGAAAUGGUUUUCACUUCACAGGUGUGUUUGAAGCUCAUGGAGAAGAAUGCCAAGAGUGGGCAAAGCAGUAAUCCGAGCAAAGGGUGGCUAUUUUGAAGAAACUAGAAUGUAAAACAUGUUUUCAGUUAUUUCAUCUUUUUUUUUUUUGUUAAUGGGGAACAUUAUCACAAUUUCAAAAGGGUUAAAAACGAUAAAAACCAGUUCCCAUUGGCUUGUUGUAUUUUUUGAAGUUUUUUUCAAAAUUUUACCGGUCUCGGAAUAUCCCUAAAUAAAGCUUUAAAGUGCCUUAUUUUCGGCUCUCCGUGAAGACACUGUCCAUUUCCCUGUGACGUCACACAGUGCUGCCAAUGUAAACAAACAACGGCGAAUAGCACAGCAAGAUAUAGCGACAUUAGCUCGGAUUCAAACUCGGAUUUCAGCGACUUAAGCGAUUCAACAGAUUACGCAUGUAUUGAAACAGAUGGUUGGAGUAUGAAAAUAUUGAAGAAACUGAAGCUAUUGACGCUAUUCAUAGCCAUAGCAUGGCCGAAUAGCUGCGUUAGCAUUGCCGGUAAAAUGUGCGGACCAAACGAUCAGGACUUUCGCAUCUUUUGACACUGGAGCAACUUAAAUCCGUCGAUUGGUAAGUGUUUUUUUCGCAUUAAAUGUGGGUGGAAGGAAACGUAAUAUAGUUGCAAAUGCAUCUGCAGGUUAUCCAUACAUCUCUGUGCCAUGUCUGCUUUAGCACCGCCGGUAAAUAGCAUGUUAGCAUCGAUUAACUGGCAGUCAACAUCAACAAAACUCACCUUUGUGAUUUCGUUGACUAUCGUUGCAAAUGCAUCUACAGGUUAUCCAUACAUCUCUGUGCCAUGUCUGCCUUAGCAUC
Molecule: messenger RNA, 3489 nt
Organism: Nerophis ophidion (straightnose pipefish)
Lineage: Eukaryota; Metazoa; Chordata; Actinopteri; Syngnathiformes; Syngnathidae
Product: G-protein coupled receptor 26-like
Exons: 3
Coding region: 1-1098 (365 amino acids)
Biological process (GO): adenylate cyclase-activating G protein-coupled receptor signaling pathway
Cellular component (GO): membrane
Molecular function (GO): G protein-coupled receptor activity
Source: RefSeq, a predicted model, not a curated record